CACACACUCACAUAUAUAUACAUAGAGAGAGAGAGAGAGAGAGAGAGAGAGAGAGAGAGAGAGAGAGAGAGAGAGAGAGAGAGAGACACUUGGUUAAACUUAGCAUCCUCCAUAUCAACCAGCAUAACUGCCAUGUUCCCAUUUCUCAUUCACCCCAUUCUUCUCUUCUUCCUCAUCCUGCCACCACCAACUCCGGCCCGGCCGCCACCAACGCCCGGCCCAAGCCCCGUAACUGUGCUAACCGUAAGAAAUCACAACCACACGUGGAAUGAAUUCGAUAAAUUUCACGAUUCCCGGAGAGGCAGCCACGUCAGCAGCAUCGCGGAUCUCAAGAAGUACUUCCAUCGGUUCGGGUACCUCCCCACGAGAUAUCCGAAUUUCACCGAUGCAUUUGACACCCAAUUCAAACGAGCCAUUACCCAAUACCAGGCCCAACGAGGCGUACCUGUAUCGGGUAACCUCGACACUAUUACACUCUCUCAUAUCACGGCACCUAGGUGCGGUGUCAGUGACACUGACACGUCGCCGUUUAUGCGACACUACGCGUACUUCACCGGCCGGCCGAGAUGGACGAGGAAUAUCCCGAUGAAUCUCACGUACGCAUUCUCGCCCCAGUAUUCCAUCACCGUGUUGAACUCUUCCGCAAUCAAAACCGCUUUCGAACGCGCCUUUUCCCGUUGGUCGUCGGUUAUUCCGGUGAAUUUCACCUUAACCGACGACUACGUGUUCGCCGACAUAAAGAUCGGGUUCUACAGCGGGGACCACGGCGACGGAGAGCCGUUCGACGGGGUCCUAGGAGUACUAGCCCACUCGUUCUCGCCAGAGAUCGGGCGGCUCCACCUCGACGCGGCCGAGACGUGGGCGGUGGAUUUCGAGUCGGAGAAAUCCAAGGUGGCGGUGGAUCUGGAGUCGGUGGCGCUGCAUGAGAUCGGGCACGUGAUGGGUCUGAAGCACACUUCGGUCAGGGAAGCGGUCAUGUACCCGAGCUUGAAACCUAGAGAGAGGAAGCUGGAUUUGAAGGUGGAUGAUAUAAAGGGAAUACAAGAUUUGUAUGGAUCCAACCCUAAUUUCAAGCUUGGCUCUUCGAAUAUGGAGUCUUAUAUUUCUUCAAAUCAAGCUGUGGUUUUGAGAUUUGGAUUACCAAUGUGGAUCAAAUUGGUAGUAAUAGUUUUGGUAUGGUUUUCAUGCAUGUAGUUCUGCAUGGCCAGUUAUUUGGGGUGUCACUUGUUCCUUAUGCCUUAACAAGAAUAUUAUCAUUUCUUAUUCUUUCUUGCCAAAUAUACUUCAAAUUUUAUU
Rhododendron vialii is the source of this 1296-nucleotide messenger RNA. Its product is annotated as metalloendoproteinase 4-MMP-like. The coding region runs from base 133 to 1194 and encodes 353 amino acids. The transcript has a single exon. Lineage: Eukaryota; Viridiplantae; Streptophyta; Magnoliopsida; Ericales; Ericaceae. Gene Ontology annotation, molecular function: zinc ion binding; metalloendopeptidase activity. Gene Ontology annotation, biological process: collagen catabolic process; proteolysis; extracellular matrix organization. The record is from RefSeq and is a predicted model, not a curated record. Gene Ontology annotation, cellular component: extracellular matrix.